This is a messenger RNA of Blepharisma stoltei, 1280 nucleotides long. The record is from the annotation of a GenBank genome assembly. Lineage: Eukaryota; Ciliophora; Heterotrichea; Heterotrichida; Blepharismidae.
AUGAAUUUUGAAAAUAAUAGCAACCACUUUGAAGAAGGGCCUACAAGCAGAGCGAAAAAACGAUUUUUUAAGGAUGCGAAUAGAAGCACUAAAAAGCGAAAACUCGAUAACAGGACGGAAUGGGUAAAAAACUUGACAUCUGAAGAAAUUGAAUUGCAAAGAAUUGAGGAAGAAAAGCGAAGAGUUAGGGAAGAUAUGGAAAGGCAUCAAAGGAUGUACAAUAAAAUUAAUGGAGGAAUGCCAAGUUUUACGCCAAGAUCUACUGGAUUUCAAACACCUAAAAAAAGACAGACCGAAGAAAAUAUUUUUAGACCGACAUUUAAAGCUAGAAAAAUCCCGAAAACAAUGAACCAGCCUCAGCUGUUUAUUAGAAGCAGUGAUCGACCUUUAACUGUGCCACGUGAUUUUAAUUUAUCGUCUCCUGUAAAUAGACACUCACUUUGUUUUAGCCCAGAUCGCUCACUUCAAGAUAUAACUCCUCAUGGCUCAGCCCAAAAAUUAAGCUUUGAAAGCCCAGGAUUCAAAGCACUGCCACUACCAGACUUUUCAUCACCAUUUACCCCUAAAAAAAUGUUUAGCCCUACAAAGCAUCAAGAAUUCAACCUUAGGACUGAAAUAAGAGGGAGUGCCAAAAAGCAAAAUUUCGAAAAACAAAUUAAUGAAAAAAAUGUUGCUGACUUCCCCCUCCAUGAGCGAAAAAAAAAACUUGUUCAUUUACGGAGGGGAGGGGGUUAAUUUUUUUAUAAAAAAAUUUUUGUUCGCUCACGGAGGUGGGUUUUUGGGCAAAAAUAGGGGUUUUUCUAGAGGUUUUAUUCGCUCACGGAGGGGGAAGUGAGCAAAAUAUGCGGCAUUUUCGAGCUAAAACCUGAUGCCAUACUACUCCAACUCCUAUAAAAUCCUCAGAUAUUCCACUUGUUUAUCCUAUGGAUAUUGAAUUGAACAGUGAUAGAAGAGCUGAACAAAGGUCUUUGUUUGAUGAAAACCUAAGGGAAAAAGAAAGGAGGCAAAAAGAAAUACAAAGGCAGCAGGAGGAAGAAAGGAGAAUCAGGGAAGAACAAGAAAUAGCAGAGCUGAGAAAAAGUAUGAGUUUUAAAGCGCAACCUAUUUCGAGAAAUGUAAUAAGACAAUGGAGAAAUGACAGUAAUGAGAAAGAGGUAGUGAAAAAUUGGAAAGAUGAAAAUGCAAAUCCUAAUAUGUCAAGUUUGUUUUGUGAUGAGAGCACAAUUAUGGAGACAGAAGAUUCAGGCAUGGUGGAUCAAGAAAUGGCAGAUGCAAUUUAA